Messenger RNA from Sapajus apella (tufted capuchin), 3243 nucleotides. RefSeq names its product caseinolytic mitochondrial matrix peptidase chaperone subunit B (gene CLPB). The record is from RefSeq and is a predicted model, not a curated record. NCBI's taxonomy places the organism in Eukaryota, Metazoa, Chordata, Mammalia, Primates, Cebidae. The coding region runs from base 201 to 2324 and encodes 707 amino acids. Gene Ontology annotation, biological process: cellular response to heat. Gene Ontology annotation, cellular component: mitochondrion; cytoplasm. The transcript has 17 exons. Gene Ontology annotation, molecular function: ATP hydrolysis activity; protein binding; ATP binding.
ACGCAAUCCCACAGCCUUCUGGGAAGCGUAGUUUAUGUGUUCUCCAACUGGGGAAAGACUUAGGGCUGUGGACUACCCCUCCCGUGAGGUAGUGCGUAACUCCACCCCGUUCGCGGCGUCUUCGAACGCGCCGCGGCAGCCAUGUUGGACGCGGCCAGCACAGGGGCCGGCACCACGGGGUUAUCGAAGCAGCUGUCACGAUGCUGGGGUCCCUGGUGUUGAGGAGAAAAGCACCGGCGCCACGGCUGCUCCUCCGGCUACUCAGGUCCCCAGUGCUCCGGGGUCAUGGAGGUGCUUUCGGCCGGAAUGUGACCACUGGGGGUCUCGGGGAGCCUCAGUGGCUGAGGGCAGCCGCCGGGGGGCGCUCUGGAACAUCGCCGGCCUUGUUCUCCGGACGCGGGGCAGCCACUGGGGGGCGCCAUGGAGGACGCUUCGAUACCAAAUGCCUCGCGGCUGCCAUUUGGGGACACCUUCCUGGCCCUGAAGAAACACUCCCAGGACAGGACAGCUGGACCGAGGUCCCCAACAGGGCCGGACUGGGCAUGUGGGCCCUGGCCACAGCGCUGGUGGUUCAUUGCUACAGCAAGAGUCCGUCCAACAAGGAUGCAGCCCUGAUGGAAGCUGCCCGUGCCAACAAUCCGCAAGAAGUCAGCAGACUGCUGUCAGAAGGCGCAGAUGUCAAUGCAAGACACAGACUUGGCUGGACAGCACUCAUGGUGGCAGCCAUCAACCGAAAUGACAGUGUGAUACAGGUCCUGCUUGCCGCCGGGGCUGAUCCAAACCUUGGAGACAAUUUCAGCAGUAUUUACAAGACUGCCAAGGAACAGGGAAUCCAUUCUUUGGAAGAUGGGGGACAGGACGGUGCAAGCUGGCGCAUCACAAACCAGUGGACAAGUGCCUUGGAGUUCAGGAAGUGGCUAGGACUCCCCGCUGGCGUCCUGGUCACCCGAGAGGAUGACUUCAACAACAGGCUGAACAACCGUGCCAGCUUCAAGGGCUGCACAGCCCUACACUACGCUGUCCUUGCUGACGACUACCGCACUGUCAAGGAGCUGCUUGAUGGAGGAGCCAACCCCCUGCAGAGGAAUGAAAUGGGACACACACCCUUGGAUUAUGCCCGAGAAGGGGAAGUGAUGAAACUUCUGAGGACUUCUGAAGCCAAGUACCAAGAGAAGCAGCGAAAGCGUGAGGCUGAGGAGCGGCGCCGCUUCCCCCUGGAGCAGCGACUGAAGGAGCACAUCAUUGGCCAGGAGAGCGCCAUUGCCACAGUGGGUGCUGCGAUCCGGAGGAAGGAGAAUGGCUGGUACGAUGAAGAACACCCUCUGGUCUUCCUCUUCUUGGGAUCAUCUGGAAUAGGAAAAACAGAGCUGGCCAAGCAGACAGCCAAAUAUAUGCACAAAGAUGCUAAAAAGGGCUUCAUCAGGCUAGACAUGUCCGAGUUCCAGGAGCGACACGAGGUGGCCAAGUUUAUCGGGUCCCCACCAGGCUACGUUGGCCAUGAGGAGGGUGGCCAGCUGACCAAGAAGUUGAGGCAGUGCCCCAAUGCCGUGGUGCUCUUUGAUGAAGUAGACAAGGCCCAUCCAGAUGUGCUCACCAUCAUGCUGCAGCUGUUUGAUGAGGGCCGACUGACAGAUGGAAAAGGGAAGACCAUUGAUUGCAAGGACGCCAUCUUCAUCAUGACCUCCAAUGUGGCCAGCGAUGAGAUCGCACAGCACGCGCUUCAACUGAGGCAGGAAGCUUUGGAGAUGAGCCGUAACCGUAUUGCCGAAAACCUGGGAGAUGUCCAGAUAAGUGACAAGAUCACCAUCUCAAAGAACUUCAAGGAGAAUGUGAUUCGCCCUAUCCUGAAAGCUCACUUCCGGAGGGAUGAGUUUCUGGGACGGAUCAAUGAGAUCGUCUACUUCCUCCCCUUCUGCCACUCAGAGCUCAUCCAACUCGUCAACAAGGAACUAAACUUCUGGGCCAAGAGAGCCAAGCAAAGACACAACAUCACGCUGCUCUGGGACCGUGAGGUGGCAGACGUGCUGGUCGACGGCUACAACGUGCACUAUGGCGCCCGCUCCAUCAAACACGAGGUAGAGCGCCGUGUGGUGAACCAGCUGGCAGCAGCCUAUGAGCAGGACCUGCUACCAGGGGGCUGCACUCUGCGCAUCACAGUGGAGGACUCAGACAAGCAGCUGCUCAAGAGCCCAGAACUGCCCUCACCCCAGGCUGAGAAGCGCCUCCCCAAGCUGCGGCUGGAGAUCAUCGACAAGGACAGCAAGACUCGAAAACUGGACAUCCGGGCACCACUGCACCCUGAAAAGGUGUGCAACAUCAUCUAGCAGCCACCUGCCUGCCUAUAUGCACCCUCACCAUCCAAUAAAAGCCCCUCGGCUGUGGCACGGUGACUCACCUAUCUUCCCCUCAUGCCUUUCCCGUCUCUACCCAGCCUAAGGCCUGCUUACCUCCUCACAGCCCCUGAAGACCCCACCUCAGCCCCAAAACCUGAAGGAGGAAUUUUGCCCUACUCUGGCCCCUUUGUUGUGGGCCCAUAACCUGCUAACGAGCCUUCAGGAGAGGAGCUGCCUUUCCACCCCUUCAAGGCAAGGGGGAGGGAGGUCCCUUAUUUCCUUCAGAAUGAUCCCCAUCCCCCAUAGUUGCUGGACUUUCUUAUGUUCCCAGGAAGCUCAGAAGUAUGGCAGCUAAUAACACAGCUGGCUGGAAGAAGACAGGGACCAGACUGUGAACUGCCACCCUCUGCCAGCCCUCAUGCAACUCAGUCCCCAGAAUGGCUUCACUGGUAGUGGGGGAAGAGUUCGGAGGCCCAGGUGCAGAUGGGUCUGCAAUUUAGUCUGUAGCCUCCUCGUUCCAUACCCUAAAAUUCUAAGAGAAGGGACCCAUAGAACCUUGCCUGUUUCCAUUACUGUAUUAUGCCCACUGUUCCUCCCCACCCCAUGUCCUGGGGUCAGGCCAGACCAUGUUUCUUCAGCCUUGGGGACUAGGCCAGUGUUGGACACCUCUAGGAGGAGGCCUGACUGGUUCAUUACCCUCCCCUACUCGAACGGAGCAGCAGUCCCAGAUAAGCAAGCAAGCUCAGCUCUGUGGGGACUCCUUCAAAAGACUAACAUCACAGACAUUAGGAAGCUGUAGGGAGAGAGAUCAUAGGUUUGACCUCUGCCCACGUGGCCAUACAGUUGGCCUCAGCCCUGUCUGUACAGCUUUUCUAAAUGAACCUGGAAUAAAUAUGCAGUUUAUUCAGUC